AUGGCAAACACCAAGAGUCACGACAAUGCUGUUUCUCGACUCGAUGAGAAGGUCCCUGGGGAAGCUUUGGAUUUAGACGAUGCAGUUUUGCGUGCUCAAGGACAUGAGGUACAGCUUGAGCGAUCUUUCUCAUGGAUGGGAGCACUUGGCCUUGCUUUCAGCAUUGUCAAUUCGUGGUUAACAUAUGCUUCCUGCUUCGGAGUGGCAUAUAGUUAUGGCGGAGGACAAGUGGCUAUUUUCAGUCCCAUAAUCUCAGCACUGGUUCAGUGGAUUAUGCUCAUGGGAGUUGCCGAGCUUUCCUCUGCUUUUCCCUCGUCUGGAGGCCAAUACCAUUUUACAUACAUCGUUGCUCCAGAUGGUUAUAAGGCUGUCUCUGCUUACCUUGUUGGGGCGAUCAAUGUCAUUGCCUGGUGGGUAAAUACUGCUUCCGGUACCAUAUAUACAGCCAUAUCUGCCUUUGGAAUCUGUCAGUUCCUAGUUGAAGGGUUUUCAGGAACCCAGUGGCAGGUCUAUCUUUGUUACUUGCUGGUUAUUUUGCUCACUUUGCUUCCAAUUUUUAUCAUUCCACAGCAACGCAUCGAAAACAUGACCAAGACUGCAAUGUUUCUCUCCAUCGUUGGCUUUGUGUUAGUGGUGAUUGUCUGUCUCGUCAUGGGCAGAGGAACAUACCAUCCCAGCAGCCUCGUCGAGUAUCGAUCAACAAGUGGUUGGGGUCCUGGGCUAGGCUGGCUAUUAGGUAUUGGCAACGGAGAAUAUGCAUUUGCGGCUGCUGGAGCAUGUGUGCAUAUCGCGGAGGAAAUUCCAAGCCCCGGUCGCAAAGUCCCUCUGGUAAUUAACUUGACCAUUAUCCUGGGAGUCUUUACCCUUGUACCUUGGAUUAUUGCCAUGACAGCUGUCAUUCAAGACAUGGAGGCUGUACAGAAUGCCUUUCUACCCAGUCUUGAGCUCUUUUACCAAGCCACGGGCAGUAAAGCUGCUGCCGCCACUCUUCAGGCCUAUCUCACAAUUCUGUAUUACACUUGUGUUCCGAGCCAGUGGAUCACUAGUAGUCGAAUGACAUGGGCCUUCUCCCGUGACAACGGCUUGCCAUACUCUGACUACUGGUCAGAGAUCGACUCAAAACGCAAUAUUCCCAUUCGAGCCACUCUCCUCUCUGCAGGAUUUUGUGUCAUCUACGGCCUGCUAUAUAUAGCCAGCACGCAGGCCUUCAAUUCCAUUAUUAACACCGCUGUUCUGAUGCUGAACAUUACGUAUACCGUUCCUCAAGCUAUCCUAGCUAUCCGAGGCAGAGCCAUGCUUCCACCACGAUAUUUUGAUUUGGGCAAGUAUGGCUAUUCGGUUCAUGUGUUUUCUGUACUAUGGCUCGUUUUGAGCGGCGUGCUUUUUUGCUUCCCAACAAACAACCCUCCAACUCUAAGCAACAUGAAUUAUAACGCUGCCGUUAUCUCCGGAAUAUUCUUCAUCGUUCUUCUUUGUUGGAUCGAACGGCGAAGGAAGUUUUGCGGCCCUGCCAUUGACUGGGAUGUUCUGAAUAUGGCCCCGGCCGUUGCUCAUUAG
Messenger RNA from Penicillium cataractarum, 1557 nucleotides. RefSeq lists its product as uncharacterized. The record is from RefSeq and is a predicted model, not a curated record. Gene Ontology annotation, biological process: transmembrane transport. The coding region runs from base 1 to 1557 and encodes 518 amino acids. The transcript has 8 exons. Gene Ontology annotation, molecular function: transmembrane transporter activity. Gene Ontology annotation, cellular component: membrane. NCBI's taxonomy places the organism in Eukaryota, Fungi, Ascomycota, Eurotiomycetes, Eurotiales, Aspergillaceae.